This is a messenger RNA of Ochotona curzoniae (black-lipped pika), 5594 nucleotides long. RefSeq names its product transcription activation suppressor (gene TASOR). The transcript has 24 exons. NCBI's taxonomy places the organism in Eukaryota, Metazoa, Chordata, Mammalia, Lagomorpha, Ochotonidae. The record is from RefSeq and is a predicted model, not a curated record. The coding region runs from base 143 to 5152 and encodes 1669 amino acids. Gene Ontology annotation, molecular function: chromatin binding. Gene Ontology annotation, cellular component: nucleoplasm; heterochromatin. Gene Ontology annotation, biological process: protein localization to heterochromatin; negative regulation of gene expression, epigenetic.
GCCCCAGGGAGGAAGAGGGUGGGUGGGCUGAGAGCAACUACGGCGGCGAGGCCGGCCUUUCCCCACAACACCCUCCACCACACGCGCCCGACGACCUUGUGUGUGGGUUAGAAGCUUCCCCGGAGCUCCUCGGACCGGCGCCAUGGCGACUGCUGCGGAGAUGGAGUCUCCUACGCCGACGGACACAAGCAGGGAAAGCGGCGGCGGAGACGAAGAGAUGAAGCAGGCGCUUCCGGAGCUGGAGUCUGCCCCACAAAAUGGCGGCGCUGACGACCUCCUCAUCGCCGAGCCCGGCGGCGGAGGCGGCGGCCUCGGGCCUGAAGAGACGGCGGGCACCGAAGGCCCCCAGAGCGUCGGCCACGAGCGGCCUCAGGACUCCUCAGAGACGGGCGCGGCCGCUCUACCCAAAGGCCCCGGAGAGCCCGAAAGGCCAAGUAGGAGGAGUUUUCAGAUCCCCAGGAAGAGCAGAGAAAAGAAAGCACUUUUCCAGCCAUUAACUCCAGGUUCUCGAGAAUUUGAAGAUGUUUUAAAUAUUCUCCAUUCAUCUUACCUUGAACCAGCUUCAGUGGCAAAUUUUACCUACAAACGUGCUUGCUUGAUACAUAAUGAGCUCUUGGAAAAGGAGUUUACAGAAAAGCGAAAAGAAUUGAAGUCUGAUGGUCGUGUAGAUAAGGAACUUUCCGAAUCCUACGCGUUUCUCAUGGUUGAUCGAUACCAGGUUCAAGGCAUUUGUGAAAAAGGAUUGGAGGUUGGACAGUCCAAAAUAACAAUUCUUGGCAGUCCUUCCAUGGGUAUCUAUCUUUGUAGGUAUGCUGAUUUAUUGCAAGCUAAUCCUUUGGAAGCUGGGGCAGUGGGUGAUGUUGUUAUUUUUAAAAUAAUGAAGGGCAAAAUCAAGAGUAUAUUUGAUCCCAUGGCUGUUAAAAGUUUGGAAUCCAUGUUGAAUAAAAGUGCCUUGGAUCCAACACCAAAGCAUGAAUGUCAUGUGUCUAAGAAUGCUUGUAGAAUUACGUCACUUUUGGCAUACAGAGCCUAUGAGCUUACUCAGUAUUAUUUUUAUGAGUAUGGCUUUGAUGAGCUAAGGCGAAGACCAAGACAUGUAUGUCCGUAUGCGGUGGUGUCCUUUACGUACAAGGAUGAAAUACCGCCUCCCAAGUUUGCAACUUCACGAUCUAACAGCUUUAAUGCGGACAGAAACGUAGAUAAAUUUAACUACACUCUGUGGAAAGGACAACUUUUAAAUAAAGGAAAACUUCUGUGUUACAUUUCUUUGAGAUCACCUACUCGAGCUUUUUUGCCUGUCAAGCUUCCUGAGAAGUUAGAUGUUGAAACAGUUAUGAGUAUUGAUCAUCUGAAACAGAAAAUCCCUCCAGCACUGUUUUAUAAGGAAACAUACUUAGGCCCGAGUGAAGUUUUGAAGAAUGGGAUGUACUGCAGCGUUUAUGAAGUUGUAGAGAAGACAAGGAUUGGCAGUAACAUGGAGAGUUUACUGCAAAAACUGGAGAAAGAAAAACUGGUUCUUGUUAAACCUUUGCAAGACCGUGGAUUUCUUUUCUUACUUUCUUCACAUCAGAUGGUUUCUCCCUACGAACAUCAAACUGUCAAGUCUCGAUGUCUGCAUGCUUUGUUUCUAUUUCAAGAACCUAGAGGCAUACUUACCUCACAAAAGAUUUCAACCAGUGCUCCACCACAAGAGAAGCAUGAGAACAUGCCAGCUGUAUUAAAAAUAACUCAGUUUUUACAGUUUUCUUUGAUUCAGUGUCGAAAGGAAUUCAAAAGUAUAAAUACUAUAAAUUUUCAUUCUGUUGUUGAGAAGUAUGUAAGUGAAUUUUUUAAGCGAGGUUUUGGUUCAGGUAAACGACAGUUUAUCAUGUUUUCGUAUGAUUCAAAAUUAGAUAGUAGAAAGUUCUUAUUCUCAGCUCCAAAAAAUAAAGCCCAUAUCGAUACUUGCUUGCAUACUUACAUUUAUCAACCUGAAAUGUAUCAGUUACCCAUUUGUAAAUUAAAAGACUUAUUUGAAGAAAAUAGGAAACUUCAACAGUUCAGUCCACUUUCAGAUUAUGAAGGUCAAGAAGAAAUGAACGGUACAAGAAUGAAAUUUAGGAAACGAAAUAACUCAAGAGGUGAAACUGUUGUACCUGGGAAGCAAAAGUCAUCUCAUUCUUUGGAUUAUGAUAAAGAUAAAGUCAAAGAACUAAUUGAUCUGAUUCAGUGCACGAAAAAAAAUGUGGGUGGGGACUCAGACAUAGAAGAUAACAGGAGCAAAGCUGUCUUGAAGAGGAAGCAUGAAGAUCUGCCUGAACACAAGAGGAAACUUUCCAAAACCAGUAAUUUAUCUGAGAAUUACCAUCUGUAUGAAGAGUCUUCACAGCCUGUUGGUUCCCUUGGACAUGAUGCUGACUUGAGACAGCAGCAGCAAGACACCCGGAACUGUGGCACUGACGUCCACAGGCUGUUCACUUGGCUGUCAGAAACAUUAGCAAAUGCGCGGCACUCGGAUGCCUCCUUGACGGACACGGUUAACAAGGCCUUAGGACUGAGCACUGAUGUCUCCUAUGAAGAGCCGAGGCAGAAGCCGGAGUAUGAGGUAAACACUACCCCAGAUAAGAAAGAGCACGAGCAGCUUCCAUGCCCCAAGAUGGAAAACACCCAUUUUAAGGGCACUCGGAGUUCUGUGCUGGAAGUUGAUACAGCAUCUUUAAAGUAUCCCCGUGCCGCUGUUUGUUCCAGUGAAGACACGGAGCAUAAGCUACGUGUGAAAGAAGAUCCUAACUUUAUUAACGUGAAUAAUUUUGAAGAUUGCAGUUUGUGUCCCACUGUUUCUUUUGAACAUGGAUUCUGCAAACACCAAUCAAAGUCAAAUGAUGUUGAAGAGACUGAAAUACAUUGGAAACUGAUCCCAAUUACAGGAGGGGACGCAAGAAGCCCUGAAGACCAGCUAGGGAAGCAGUGUGAGAAACCAGCAUCAGGUAUGAAAUCACCAGAACAACCAGCGCAGGAGACCUUUCCUGAUGACCCUCGGGUAGUAAGCAGACAGAGAAGUUCUGAUGACCAGUUUUCAUCCUCUGCAUUCACAGACACGCGUAAGAGUACCACUGAGGAUGACCCCCUGACAGGGCAGGUGCCGCCCAUGGAGGAGCAGUGUGUGCCAGCAGCAGAGCUGCCUAAUGUGAGCGAACCCACAGAAAGAACAGUGUUAGGAGAGUACAGUGUCUUUUCUAGGAAGAUAGAAGAGAUUUUGAAGCAAAAGAACGUUUCGUAUGUUAGUAAAGGUUCCACACCAAUGUUUUCAACGCAAGAGAAGAUGAAACGGCUUUCUGAGUUCAUAUAUUCUAAGACUUCCAAAGCCGGUGUGCAGGAGUUUGUAGAUGGCUUGCAUGAGAAGCUAAAUACUGUUAUUAUUAAAGCAUCAGGCAAAGGAGGGAGUCGGCCACCAGUCAGUCCUCAUGAUUCUGGUGCUAAGGUCGCACUGACUCCUCUGGGAAGGCCUGGCGUACCAGGACCCUCGGGUGACUGCCACAGCACACAGCCUCUCGACCCACUUCCUAGUGACGCCUCGAAAGACACCAGCUCUGGUGAGCAGCAUUCCUCUUUGACUUUGGGUCAGCCUGAAGCACAAGUGAACCAGCCACUCCACGCCACAGAAUCAGCGGUGACUUCUGACCAUAAUGUACUUGGUGAUCCUGCCCAGGAACCAGUAGAAAAAGAAACCGUAAAGUCUCCUGAUGAUGUUAACAUUUCUGCCCAACCAUCUCUUUCAAAUUUUAUAAGCCAGUUAGAACCUGAAGUAUUUAAUAGUUUGGUUAAGAUCAUGAAAGAUGUCCAGAAAAAUACUGUGAAAUUUUAUAUUCAUCAAGAAGAAAACAGUGUGCUCUGUAAAGAAAUAAAGGAAUAUCUUACCAAAUUAGGCAACACUGAAUGUCAUCCGGAACAGUUUUUGGAAAAAAGAUCACAGUUAGAUAAACUGUUGAUUAUUAUUCAAAAUGAAGAUAUCGCAGACUUCAUUCAUAAGGUACCUGGCCUGGUGACUUUAAAGAAGCUGCCCUGUGUUAGUUUUGCUGGUGUUGACAGCCUAGACGAUGUAAAGAAUCACACGUACAAUGAACUAUUUGUAUCUGGAGGUUUUAUUGUGUCUGAUGACUCAAUUCUAAAUCCAGAAGCUGUCACAAUUGAGAGCCUUAAGAAUUUCCUGACAUUCCUUGAAGAACUUAGUACUCCAGAAGGAAAAUGGCAAUGGAAAAUCCACUGUAAAUUUCAGAAAAAACUAAAGGAACUGGGCAGAUUGAAUACUAAAGCUCUGAGUCUGCUGACGCUUCUGAAUGUCUAUCAGAAGAGACAUCUGGUUGAAAUUUUGUCCUACCAUAAUUGUGAUUCACAAACUCGAAAUGCUCCAGAACUGGACUGCCUUAUCAGACUUCAGGCUCAAAACAUCCAGCAGCGACACGUCAUCUUUUUAACAGAUAAGCACAUCAAGAUGCCUUCAAGUUACACAGAUAAUGGAAUAGUGGUUGCAUCUACUGAAGUGUUUAUGCAAAACUUUAAAAAUCUUGUGGGCUAUCAUAACUCAGUCACAGAAGAAAACUUCCCACUGCUUGGUGCUAAUGAAAACCUUGAGUCACAGUCAGCUCUUUUAGAAAACGAUGAAAAGGAUGAAGAGGAUAUGUCUCUGGAUUCAGGGGAUGAAAUCUCACAAAUAGAAGUAUGCAGCAAUUUUCAUUCAGAAAUAUUGACAGAAGAAACCAAAGGAUCAUGUGGAACAAAUCAAAAACAGAACUUUCAAGCUGAAUUGCAGUUGUCUCUUGACAUGCAAAAGAGGUCACCAGAAGAUAAGCCCUGUCACACUGACUCUGAAGAUGCAGCGUCUGUUGAUAUGGCAUGCUCAGAAGACGGGGACGGGGACUCAGCAGGGCAGGACUCAUCCAGCAACGUUCAGGUCUAUGACAGUCAAUUCAGUAUGUGCCAUCAGGUUAGCCAUUUUAAUGUUGUCACUCAUCAAACAUUUCUGGGCAUACCGUAUGUCCUUUCGUCAACCCAGUCUCCAGAAACUGAUCACUCUUUAUCUGCUUAUGCUCAAAGCGUGGAGGGAGACAAAGCUGAGUCUCCACUGAGCUGGGGGAAAAAUGAUUUUUCCCAGCCGUACUCAAAAGAGAAAUAAUUAUAGUAACUUUUUUUAUAUAUACAAAGUAGGUUGUUUUGGAUUUUUUUCUGUUUCUUAAAGGUGAUUAACAAUUUAUAUUUCAUUCUCAACACAUUUCCUGUCCUUUUUCAAUUUUUUUGGUCUUAUUUAAAUCAUGAAUGCCCUGUAACAGUUGUGAAAAUUUAAAUAAAUCUAUUUUUUAAAGUUUACUGUACUUGAAUUAUCUCAUGUUGGCACUUUUAAGUUUUACAUUUGUAUGUCAUGAAUAUUUGGGCUUCAAAUUGAAGCAUAUUUUGUAUGUAAAAUUAGAUGUCCUUUAGGAUGGUAAACAGGAGUGGCUUUACUUUUCAUGUCAAAUGAUAAAAAGUAUGUUUUUGCUGAAAUGAUCAACUAUUUUGAUUUGAGCUUUUGUACAGUGCUUUUAUACAGUUGUAAGGCAGUGACAGACGAUUUUGACUGA